AUGUCCUGCAAGGUUGUUCUCGCUCAGGGUAUCUCGGCCUCCUACAGAGAGGAGCUGAAGAGCACGAUUAAGACUCGCAACAUCUGCCCCAAGCUGGUCGGCUUCCUUGCCAAUGAGGACCCUGCUGCAGCCAAGUAUGCCGAGUGGACUGCAAAGACCUGUGCCGAGACCGGCGUCGAGUUUGAGCUCAGAAAGUGCUCGAGAAACGAUCUCGAGGACAAGAUUAUCGAGGCCAACCAGGAUGCUGGUGUUAAUGGAAUCAUGGUCUACUACCCUGUCUUUGGAGAUCGUCAGGAUCAAUACCUCCAGAAUGUCGUCGAUGUCAGCAAGGAUGUCGAGGGUCUGCACCACAAGUACGUUUACAACAUGUACCACAACAUCCGCUUCCUCGACGAGGCUAAGACCAAGAAGUGUAUCAUUCCUUGCACCCCCCUCGGAUUGGUCAAGGUCAUGGAAUAUGUUGGAGUCUACAAUGGAAUUCUUCCCCACGGUAACCGCCUUCACGGAAGAGUUGUCACCAUCAUCAACCGCUCCGAAAUCGUCGGGCGUCCCCUCGCCGCUCUUCUCGCCAACGACGGUGCCAAGGUCUACUCUGUCGAUAUCAAUGGCAUCCAAGAGUUUCACCGUGGUGUCGGUCUUCAAUUGAAGAAGCACGAGGUUUCCGAGACGUCUUUGACCGUUGAGGAAGUCCUCCCCCUCUCGGACGUUGUCAUCACCGGUGUCCCCUCGCCCUCCUACAAGGUCCCCUCGCACCUGAUCCGCGACGGAGCCGUCUGCAUCAACUUCUCGACCUUCAAGAACUUUGACGGCGAAGAGAUCAAGAAGAAAGCCGCCAUCUACGUCCCUGCCGUCGGCAAAGUCACCGUCGCCAUGCUCGAGCGCAACCUCGUCCGUCUCUAUGACUACCAGGCUCAAGAUCGUGCCCCCUCUACCGCCUAA
Linnemannia hyalina is the source of this 939-nucleotide messenger RNA. The record is from the annotation of a GenBank genome assembly. Lineage: Eukaryota; Fungi; Mortierellomycota; Mortierellomycetes; Mortierellales; Mortierellaceae.